UUACGUGGCUCCUGGGGCGGCGCGCGGAAGCGGCUUACGUUGCUCCUGGCCCGGGCGUCGGCUUUGUCUACUCGUGGACGACUUCCGCCAAAUGAAACACCCUGUGGCAUGGUGGCUGGGGCCUAGGAAGGCGCAGAAGAGGCCCGCACGCCGUCCCCCGUUGCACUAGGCCGCCGGGCUCCGGCUCUCGGAGGCAGCUCGGUUGCUAGGCAGCGCGUCUGGGCGCGGGAGGAGGGGCGGGCGAUGGACCAGUACUGCAUCUUGGGCCGCAUUGGGGAGGGCGCGCACGGCAUCGUCUUCAAGGCGAAGCACGUGGAGACUGGAGAGAUCGUUGCCCUUAAAAAGGUGGCUCUGCGGAGGCUGGAGGACGGCAUCCCCAACCAGGCGCUGCGGGAGAUCAAGGCCCUGCAGGAGAUGGAGGACAAUCAGUAUGUGGUGCAGCUGAAGGCCGUGUUCCCACAUGGGGCAGGCUUCGUGCUGGCCUUCGAGUUCAUGCUGUCAGAUCUGGCUGAGGUGGUACGCCACGCCCAGAGGCCGCUGGCUCAGGCGCAAGUUAAGAGCUACCUGCAGAUGCUGCUUAAAGGUGUCGCCUUCUGCCAUGCCAACAACAUCGUGCAUCGGGACCUGAAACCGGCCAACCUGCUCAUCAGUGCCUCGGGCCAGCUCAAGAUAGCAGACUUUGGCCUGGCCCGGGUCUUUUCCCCAGAUGGCAGCCGCCUUUACACGCACCAGGUGGCCACCAGGUGGUACCGAGCCCCUGAGCUCCUGUACGGUGCCCGCCAGUAUGACCAGGGCGUCGACCUGUGGGCCGUGGGCUGCAUCCUGGGGGAGCUGUUGAAUGGGUCCCCGCUUUUCCCCGGGGAGAAUGACAUCGAACAGCUUUGCUGCGUGCUUCGCAUCUUGGGCACCCCUAGCCCUCAAGUCUGGCCGGAGAUCACAGAGCUGCCCGACUACAACAAGAUCUCCUUCAAGGAGCAGGCGCCUGUGCCCUUGGGGGACGUGCUGCCCGAUGCAUCUCCCCAGGCCUUGGACCUACUGGGGCGGUUUCUCCUCUACCCCCCACGCCAGCGCAUUUCAGCCUCCCAGGUCUGGAAUGAGGUUUCAAGGACCAAGGAAUUGUGGAGGCAGCUGUGUCUGAGACGCUGGUCCUCUUGUAAAGACUCCCAGAUAACCCUGGGCACACAAACAUGGAAACAGUACUAUCUCUGCCGAUCGGAGCUGGAGUUCCGAGUGGAAUCUGGGCGGCCAGAGAAGGACUUUGUCUGCAAAGUCAUUGCCGGGCACAAAGGAGAGAUAGAUGAGCUAGCCUACAUCUCCACCAACGAGUACCGCUUUGAUGGGCAGGCGAAGUCCGUGGCGUGCACUGUGUCGUCAGAUGGCACCGUGCGUGCCUGGGAUCUGCAUGAGGGCACAGAGAUCUGGUCGAGCCCUCUACAGCCUGCUGCUCUGGUGAAUUUGGUGGCUUACCCUCGGCUGCAGCUGGUUGUCACUGUGGACGAGCGGGGACUAAUCAAAGUGUGGGAAGCAGAGAAUGGGUGGGAGUCAGCCUCCUUCUGCCUGCCUACACACUCGUCUGCGCUGGAGGCCUGCGACCACACAGAGGGCCCGGUCCUGCUGGCGGCCUGUGCCGAUGGAGCGCUCUACACGCUGACGGUGCCCAGGCUGCAGCUGCUGUCGAGGGUGAGCGUGUCCCCGAACCUCCCCACCAGUCUGCUCUGCUCUCCUGACCGCCAGUGGGUGUUCGCAUUGACCCAGAACUCAGACCUGGGGCCCAAGGUUUUCCACACGCGCUCCUUGCUGUAUCCCUCAGACGACGUGCCUCCUGUCUCCACCACUCUCCCCGUCCGGCUGACUUCCAGAGCCUGCUGGGCCCCCGAUGAGGCAGCCAGGCUGGUGGUGAUGCAUACAAAUGACAAUGGCAUACAGUUGGUUGUCACCACCUGUGAGCUAAGGACCAAGAAGUCCAGGGAUGGAGUGGACAUGCUGGUACAACAGAUCGCAAGUUUUGUCUUGCCAGACACCAUGAAGCCCCCUCACCUUAUGAAGGGCCACAGCUCCCAGGUGAUCCUGCUGGUGUCUGGGUCGGAGCUGGUGCUCUUCACCAUACACGGCCUGCAGCUGGCAGUCUUCCAGGACCACCAGAAACCCAUCACGUCCAUGUGGGUGGACCAGAGCCGAGUCAUCACCUCUUCCUUCGACCUCUCCUUGCGAGUCUACGUGUGGAAUAAGGACAAUAAAUUUCCUGUCCUCAAGAGCUGCUACCACUUGCUCGGGGGGUCCCACCGGUGGGCCAGUGGAUUUACCCACGUGGAAAGUGACAGUAUGAGCAUUGUAGGCGUGGAAGCCAGAAGUGUCGGCACGAGUAUUCUAAGGUCCUAUUACUUCCAAGUGCAACAGGGCUGAGAUGACCACAUUGACUGAAGAUCAUCUCACUUUGGCGAAGAGCUCAUAUACAUACAAAGAUUAACAUGAUUAUUUUAUUAACGUUGGGAAAGGAAUUAGUAAUUCGCAAGUACUGCUGGGGUCAGCACUGUGCUAUGUGAGUUUAUUUUUAAAUCCUCACAGCAAGCCAGUAUAGUGGGUAUGAUUGUCUGUUUUUCAGACAAGGAACAGGAAAUACAACAGGAGAGUCAUUAACCCAUUGUUAGCUGUGGUCCAGGUGCCUGGCAACCUGCCCAGGGCUAUUCAGAUAGUGACAGAGAGGAGAAAAUGCCUGACGGGGGGGCUAGAAAGCCUACACUUACAGUGCUGGGAUGGUAACAAUUGUUCGUGUUGUUCAAAUAUGUAAGUAAAUAUUUUUUAUUUUCGUAUUCUAUGUAGUGUGCUUUAGACACACACUAAUAAAUAGUUUUUGCUGUCACGUAGAAGAGUUUUGUGGCACCAUGCCGCAUAGCUGUAGGGAGACUUGUAUUUUGCGACAGUGGUGCCCCUGGACUUGGUCCAUGCAGAAGCCCUGGCUGGUCAGGCGUGUCACUCAGAGUUCCUUCUGCAAGCAAGAGGAACAGCCAGCUGGCUAAGUAACAAAAUUCCAAAAGAGGAAUUUAUUGGAAGGAAAGAGUAGCUCACUAAGUCAAUGAGAAGGCUGGAGAAACAGGCUUGGAACCAAGGGGAGCAGGGCGGCAGGCAACAGCAAGGGGCUCCUCCACUGAGGUCUGGCUUGGACCAUCCCAGCUCCGCUGCUGGCACUACGACGCCCCCCUGGCUCUACCAUAUCGCUGCUACUGUACUUCGGUCACUGCCACCAUCCGUAAAUUUCCCAGCUGCCCCAGAGGGAGUAUGACAACUCAAGACUCAGAAUACAAGGGGUAUGUAUGUGUGUAAUUUGCUGACGAGGUCAUAUGCCCACAACAUCAAGGCCAGGAUGGGGAGUCUGGCCCCCUCUGCUUCAGUAGUAGGUGUUCCCAACCCAGACACACACAGUGAAGAUUUCUUCAAAAGUAGGAAGGAAAGAUUCCUCAAAAAUAGAAAAUAAGGAUACAAAGCUGUCUACCGCAGUCUACUACUGCUAUGGCUGCCCAAUACCCAGAUAUACUCUAUUUCCUAUAUUUGCACUUUAACAACUUUUUUUUUUUUUUUAACCUAACAGAUAGCAACUGUAUGCUGCAUAGCCAAGACUGGAUGCAGUCAUUUCUCCAAAAGAAAAUCCAAAGCCUUUUUUUUUUCUUUUAAAGCUAAGAUAAGGUUUAUUUUGGGUAAUUUUAGACUUACAGAAAAGUUGCAAAGACAAUACAGAGAACUCCCGUAUGCUCGUUACCCAGCUUCCCCUCAUGGUAACAAACAUAACUGGUAUGUUUGAAAACCCAAGGUCUUUGUUAGCUCUGUAGGGGUGUGUAUCUCUCUUAUUUCUGUCACAAUGUUGCUUGAUAUUCUAAAACUUGUGGACUGAGCAGUGAAGCAGUAGUAACGCAUCCUAAAUACAGUAGAAGGGGAAAGAGAAAAGGGAGGAGAAAUUAGCAGUAGUAAAUAUAACACAGCAAGAAAGGAAAUAGCUUUACCUUCAGAAGAUGAAGGGAAAAUUCAGGUAAGCUGAGAUACUAGGGAUUUUGCUGAAGACGGAAAGGAUCUGGGGUUUUGGCAAGAGGUUGGAGAUCAGAUAAGGGAAAGUUAGUCCAGUGUAUGGGUCCGCCUGAGAGCCUUGGACCCGUGGUGACUAGGAAAACAGUCCUGGUCAUUUUUUAGGGGAAGGCAGCUAAUCAGGUCCAGGCACUCUGUCCUCAGCUGCCGCAUUAGGGUCAGGUCGUGUUGGUAAGCCCUACUCAAGAACUUGUGCAGCUCUAGGGACCCGGCUGUGGGUGUGCGGGAGGCUUGGAAGGGAGUCUUCAUGGCAACACAGGAAGUGCUGGGAGCGCCUGUGAAUCUUGCUGAGCUGUGCGGCCAAUGUUUUCUUAUCAGGAAAACAUGGCCUACCGAGGUGUGGUGCCGUGGCCCCGCAAAGAGACACUUAGGAAGUAUGGUAUGCUCUCGCCCUGUAAAUCCAAGUUCUGAAGGCUCCCUUUACAGCACGCAGUGGGUACCGUGCCCCUGGAGGACGUGGCGACUUCACUGGCCCCUCUUGAGUCCUACAGAAGCAUGUGGGCCUCUGCGAGCCUGCCUCAGAUCCUUCAGCUAACUGCUGAUGUAGCCCAACCUAUUCUGUAUAAAAUAUAAAACACUGAAAAAAAUCUUCCUAGUGCUUGGCAAAUCACAAAAUAUUAAUUGAUAACCAUAAUUCAAAUUCCUUUUUGAAUACAUACACACAUAGGAUUUAAAAUAUUUUUUUAAAGAUAGAUGGAUUAAGUAGAAAUAAAAUCUCAAUGAAACUGGGAUGGAAGGUAAUUUUCGUAAUCUGAUAAAAGGAAUCUAAAAGAAACAGUAAACAUGCUUAAUUAGAAAAAUUUCCAGGGAUCUUAGGAAAAUGGAAUGGUGAUGUUACCACCACAAUUAAGUAUCGCCCUGGAGGUGCUAAUAAAUGUAAUAUUUUUUGAAAAACCAAAAUUAAGCUCUAAAAAAUAAGAAGUAUAUUUACCAUAAUUUCUAAACAGUAUUAUCUGUAGAAACACAAGAAAAUUAUUAGAAUUAGUAAGGAAAAUUCCUCAUGAUUGGUGAGUAGGUACAUAUUAAAAUUAGUGUACCAACAAUUAGGAAAAGUAUCCCAUUCACAAUAACAGCAGAAACUAUAAUAUGGAAUAAUCUUUAACAAAAAAACUUUAUGGAGAAAGGAAAGUUUUUCUAAAGAAUAAAGAGAUUCCUGUGCUCAUUUCGGCAGCACAUAUACUAAAAUUGGAAGAAUAAAGAGAUUCAAUGUUCAUUGAUAGGAGAAUUACUGUUUUAAAGUGGCCAUACAUUGAAAGCAAUACCAAUAAAAUUGCUACAGUUUUUAAAGUAGAAUGUGAGAAAAUGAUUAUAAAAUGUAUAUGGAGCUGUAAAGGUACAAGAAUAGCCAAGACAAUCUUACAGAAACAAAAAGAUGAGGAGACCUGCCCUGUGAGUUAUGAAGACAAAGUGGUAUCCGCAUGAAUAGACAAACAGCAUAGAGGAUCAAGAAACGGACCCACAUAUAUUUUGAAAUUUGGUAUACAAUAUAGGUGACAUUUCAAAUCAGAGUAGAAAAAUAAUGCUUCAGUAAAUUAUGUUGGAAGGACUAGCUAUCCAAAUGGAAUAAAGUCAGAUUCCUUCCUCAUAACCAUGCACAGAAAUAAGUUUCUUAUGUGUAAAGGAUCUAAACGAAAAAUAAAAUUACAGAGAAAACUUUCAGAAAAAGAGAGGCCUUUAAAGCAGAAUAAUACAAAAGCAAAACCUGUAACAAAAUAAUGUCUGUUAUAAUUUAAAUCCUUUGUCCAAGUGACACCAUAAUCAAAAGUAAAAGACAUGCCGUUGACAGCAGCUCCAAAAAUGAGCUAAUAAGAAAUGUAACUUACAGAAGGAACCAAAUCAAACCCUAAGUAUAGGAUAAAAUUCUCAAAAUUGUUAGUAAUCACAGCAAAAUAAAACAAUAAUGACAUCACUUUACACUAUUAGGCUGGCCAUAAAAGGGAAAAGUAGAGAAAGCUAGAUAGAUGAUGCCAAGUGUUUAUGGGCAUAUGACGAUACAGGAUCCUAAGGAUAGAGGCUGCCUUUCCCCUGGUCACAGUCUGAAGGACUUUGGCCAAUCCCAGGUAUGUGUUCCAGUAGGGCAAUCUGUCUACAGCAGGUUCAGGGUCACAGUUCUCAGCUCCCCAGCUCAUCUCCUAUUCCGGUCAACACCGAGGUUGCCUUCUUUAUCAUUCCCUGCAAUUGGCAGUGGGGGUGCGUAGGUUUACAUCCUAAUCUCCUUGACUCUGAGAGUGCAGGUUUUGAGGUCCUGGCUCAGUGUGGGACCGAUUGCUGUGCACUUCCAGUCAUGCCAUCCAGCACCUAGGUGGCUGCAGUGUGUGUCUCAGUCAUUCCCCAAAGUGGGGGCACCCUGGUGCAGAUGAGGUGCCAAUGAUGGGAGAGAAGGAAGUGUUCAGCAGAAUUUGAGAAGGUAUACACAUGUCCCAACUCAGCCCACGCUUUGUACCCCUCAGGUCCUCCCAUUAUGUAUGCCCCUCCGACUACACUACGACGCCUCCUCCAUGGAGAAUGAAGGCAUCCUCACUCUAAGUGUGAUCAGAGUCCCAGGUGGUGGCCAGUUCUGGUCUGGAAGCCUACAACAAGAGUGUUAGUGAAAAAGAAAGUCCCCUCUGCUGGAUUCCCUUCAGUCUGAUGGUACAUUGGGCAGUCUCGGCUAUUUACUUGGUGGGAUGACCCUGACCUUCAUCCCCAAGGUGAUGGUCAUGGUUGUUUCUGUGCUCACUGAGAUUCAUUGCUGGGUGAUUCAGUUUAGAGAAAGCCCGGUUAUUUCUAGGUUUCAGACACACUCCACCCUCCUCCCAUUACAUACGGGUACUAGCAGUCUUAGUCCCCGAUUGUCAGUUAUAACCCCAGUCGUGAUAGUCACUCCUUUCUUUGCCUGUUGGGCCACUGACAAAGAACAGAGUAGUCGGGUGGUCAUCGCAGCUUCCACUUAAGAGGAAAAUUGCUGUGACGCCUGAAAGAAUUGUCUCCACUCCUAUCCCCAGGAACUCAGGCCUGUCAUCACUGAGAGCCCAAGGUUAGCUAAUGAAUGAAUGAGAGCAGUAUUCCCGUUUGGUACUUGUUUCCUCCAAAUUCAAAUUUCAAAGAGACCCACCAAAACUUUUUUUGUAAGCGGUGAGAUAUUUGCGGUGCAGCAACUUGCUCUUCACCUGAGAAGACAUGUCCUGACGUGCCUUUGGGAAGGUUCCCAGUGCAUGGUGACCCUGGCCAACUAAGCAGGGUUGGAGUGGUGAUCAAGGUGCUUUUUGACCUGCAGAGAUCUGAGGUGGUGUUUGAUACACCAUAGUUCCCUAGGGAUGAUAUAAAUGGAGAACGAAUGAGAGUGCUAUUUAUUUAUAGAAACAGAAAAAACCUGAGGAUUAGUGAACUAGAUGUCUUCCACCUCAGUGGAAAGUCAAGGUCCCACACCCAACUCCCAGCUCUAAACUUAUAGAUCCAGAGCACACUGAUUGAAGGGAAGGUCAGUUCCUCUUGAGUAAAGUUCCUGUAACUCCGUCACAAACGUGAUGGACGCUGCUGGAUGGCUUCAGGUGUUUUUACCCAAGUAAUAAUCGUUAAUCAAAGGUGAGUGCCUCAUGUCAGUAAGUUAUCUCCUUCCCUCUUAAAUUCUACCUUCCCUCAUCUACCACCAAGAUUACCUUUAACACACGUGCCCCAUGUCCUAUUAUUAGGCAGGUCUUAUAACUCUUUUGCUAUGUAGGCAUUUCUUCCCAAAGCAGGGUUUGCAUUUCUCUUUCCAGGCUCUGCUGUUCCCUGAUUCUUGGUACUAGCCCGGAGGCAAUAAGGAGUGAGGGGUGGGCCCUGAGAAGACCAUCACUGUGCAGGACACCCCCCACGGGAGAGGCUAAUACCCCUGGUAAUGUGGAGGGGGCUGUUUCUGCCAUCA
Messenger RNA from Rhinolophus ferrumequinum (greater horseshoe bat), 7960 nucleotides. RefSeq names its product cyclin dependent kinase 20 (gene CDK20). Gene Ontology annotation, molecular function: protein binding; cyclin-dependent protein serine/threonine kinase activity; ATP binding. Gene Ontology annotation, biological process: protein phosphorylation. The record is from RefSeq and is a predicted model, not a curated record. The transcript is spliced from 16 exons. Bases 244 to 2403 code for a protein of 719 amino acids. Gene Ontology annotation, cellular component: nucleus. Lineage: Eukaryota; Metazoa; Chordata; Mammalia; Chiroptera; Rhinolophidae.